UUUGAUUGAUUGAUCAUCAGCAACAAAAGCACCAACAAGUCAGCCAACCGACAAACAUCUGUCGCAUACGUCGCAGCAGCAACAGCAUUACCAUUUUUGUGUUUUUGUCCAACUUGAGGAGUGACAUUCAUUCCUUGGAGCAUCGAAGCGAGCAUUACUUUAUGGAAAUUAGCUGAUACAACAGUUAGGAGGAAAUUGAGAAAGGCAUAGAGAUUUCGAAAUUGAAAGCAACAACAGCAAAAAGAACAGCAGCAGAAAACAAAGCAAAAGAACAGAACCCAGCGGUACUCAAGAAUAUAAAUUUGCAUUAUUAUUUGUUUUGGAUUGAUUGAACUAAAAAAGGGAACACAAAACAUAUACAAAACGACGUUUAGUUCAUACAUAUUUUUUAUAAAUUGAAUUGAGCUAGAAAAACGACAAAAUUCCUCAAAGUAAAUACAAUCCAAAAUUAAAUUAAAACAAAACAAAACACUGAAAAAGACAAACAGCUGGGACCCAUUCUUGCUCUUCUACACUUUUUUGCAAUAUCCAACAAUUGUAUCACGCCAAGUUUUUUGAUCUCUUACGCCAACCAAGCAACCACUACUACCCUCCUCACGUGAAGAAAAUAUAUAUAGAAUUUUUAUUAUAAAAGAAAAACAAGAAGAAGAAGAAGCAAAAAGUUCACAUCACUAACUCAACAACAACAACAAAAUUAGAAACAACAAAUUACCUUUUUAACCGCAUUAAGAAUUUCGCUGGGCGAAGAAUUACUGCAAUUUAACUAAAUUAACAAAACAAAAAAAUAUAUCAGCAGCGUAAAUAACAACAGCAACUGCAACCACCACAACACACCAAAACCAAAACAAAGCAAUGGAACGUGAAUCAAAUCCGAUGCAACCUAUGUGCCGCUCCGGUUGCGGCUUCUAUGGCAAUCCAGCCACAGAUGGUUUGUGCUCAGUUUGUUACAAGGACUCCUUAAGAAAAAAGCAACAACCACCUGUUGGCAGCACUCCCGUAUCAGUUCCAAGCCCACAACCAAGUCCCACAUUUAGUCCAGCCAUUACAAUACCUUCAGCCGCACAGCCAACAGUACAGAGUUUACAACAGCAACACAAUGAAAUUAAAGAUAAAAUAAAUGAAGAAAAUUCAGCCAAAACUAGCAGCGAAACAGCCGCAUCCGCCGGUCCAUCAACUUCCACCGAACCAGCCGAAGAAGAUAAAGACAAGGAAGAUGACAAAGAUUCUAAAAAGAAAAAGAACCGUUGCUCCGAAUGUCGCAAGAAAGUGGGCUUGACAGGUUUCCUUUGCCGAUGCGGUGGUCUUUACUGUGCUGUCCAUCGAUACAGCGAUAAGCACAACUGCACAUUUGAUUAUCGGGAACACGGAGCCCAAGAGAUCAGACGCAAUAAUCCGGUAGUCGUUGGCGAGAAAAUACAAAAAAUUUGAACUUUUGUGCCAUCAUCUUUAAACCACUUUAUAAUAAUAAUAUAAUUCUUAUACAUACAUCUAUAUAUAAAUAUAAAAAAGAAGGAAGGAAAAACAAAAACAACAGAAAACACAAAAACUUAUAAAUAUUAAAUAUACAUAUAAUAAAAAUAUAUUAAAUAAUACUGAAAGCAAAAAACGGAGAAAAAUACAAAAACAACAACAAACACUAAAAGAAGAAACAGAAACAACUAAUUUAAAGAUAAAAAAAAGAAAAAAAUUAAAAAAAAAACUGGAAAAUUAUACAUGAAAAAAUACCCCCUGCAAUAGCUCUCCUACUCCACCACACAACAAGCCAGCAAACAACCAUAGCCACCACCACAACCAUUACUUCUCUAUACACACACAAGCAGACGACACACACACAUAAUUUUUUAUAUUUAAUAAUUAAAAUUGAUUGAAGUUUCUUAUUUUGUUUUAUUUAAAAGAAAAAAAAUCAAGAAGAAAAUAACCAAAAAGAAAAAUAAUUAAGUUGUCUUCUCUAAAUAAAUUUUUUAAUGGAAUAAUGUUUAGUUUUCAUUUGCAAUCCAAACAAAAACACAUACAACACAAACGCCUAAAACCAUUAUUACACCUCCUACCAAUCUACCUACCUACCUACAUAUAUAAAUAUAUUUGCAAUUAGCGUUUUUUCUGUAGUAGAAUUUUUUUGCUUUAGUUUUCAUUAUUACUAUUAUUAUUUUUUUGUUUUUAAUUAUAUAUAAAAAAAUAAACAAUUUCAACAAAUAUCGAAAAGGGAAAACAACAUAUAUAUUUUUAUUUUUUAUUAUUAUAAUUAUUAUGAUUUUUUUCUUGUAUAGAACCAAGUUAGAGUAAUACAUUACAUAGAAACAAACAAACACACACACAUUUUAAGGGAUAAAAUUAAUAAUAAUAAUAUAUGAGAAAAAUUUAAUAUUUAAGACGUUAAUAUUUUUUUCUUUCUUAUAUAUACAUAUAAUUAGUAGGAUAUUCUAUAAACAAAAGCAAAUUCUCUAUACUUGUUCUCUACACCAUUUUCAGAUGUUAUACACUAAAACGAUAUUUCACAAAUAAAAUUUCGAAAAAUUUUCCCAAUAAACUGCUGCGGUUAUUUUUUUUUAAUUGAAAUGUGAAGAUCUAUUUUUAUUUCAACAAAUUUCUUUGGUGAUUUUGUAAAAGAAAGUAAAAAAAAUAACGUAAAUGAUAAAAAUUUCAUUUUUUUUUAAAGUUGUGAAAAUCUAUAAAUUUUGGGAAAUUUUCUUAAAAAUUUAUAGAAUUUCAAUCUAAAUAAAUUGCUAUGGAAUUUUGGAAAUUAGGGAUUGCCAGUAAAUAUUUGAAAUUGUGAAAUUAAACAAAAAAAAUGUUCUUCAAUUUUAAUAGAUUUGCUGCAGUGCUUCUACCCAAUAUCAAGUAAUUGUUGUUCAGUUGGCCAUCUUUUGAGAAUUGAAGUUUAAUUUAAAUGUUACACAACAAACUUUGCUGUAGAAGUUUCUUUGCCAGGAUUUCCAAGUCCUCUCAAAGUGAUGCCGAACUUUUGUCGGGAAAUAUGAUGGAAAUUAGAUUUCGAUACUCAAAUAUUUCAAAAUAAAUAUAUGCAAAACAAAAUAAAUCCUUUUUACUUCAUCUAUUUAAUAAAUCCCAUAUUGCUAUUUUGUUUAAUAUCGAAAUGGUUUCAAAUAUGGAUUCUGGCUACCUUGUUAUUUUGGAAAUUUGAACAAACUUCGAUUUUUAAGGUUUCAAGUGAAUUUGUAAUGAAUUACUCAAAUUUAAGUUCAAAUUCAUUCUUCAAAUAAGUUGUCGUCCAAGCCAAGUAAUUUUAAUUUUAACGAGAAACCCUGUUUGGAUUUCAAUUGGAUAACUCCAAAUAAAUCCUUUUAACUUCAUCUACUUAAAAAAAAACCCACAUUGCUAUUUUGUUUAAUAUCGAAAUGGUUUCAAAUAUGGAUUCUGGCUACCACCUUUAUUGCCAAUUGUUAUUUUCGAAAUUUGAACAAACUUCGAUUUUUAAGAUUUCAAGUGUAGUUUGUAAUGAAUUACCAAGCCAAGUAAUAAUUUUUAUCGAGAAAACCCUGUUUGUAUUUCGAGUGGAUAACAACUCCAAGUGUACCCAAACCGCUGCAUAUUCAUUUUAAAACUCGAAAUAAAUAUACGCCAAAAUCCAAUUUUUGAUUCAAACUAUUUUAAAAUCCCUUUGGAAAAAUUGUAUAAUCAAAAAAAAUAUUCUGGAAACAUUCGUUCGAAUUAUUUAAAUUCAACUUCAAUAUCUAAAACUUUCAUAACUUUCAAAUCAAGUCUUUGUUUUUUAACACGAUAAUUUACAAUUUAGAAGUGAAAUAUAUAUUUUUUUGUAUAACAUUUGAAAAUGGUGUAGUAGUUUAAAAUUAUUUAAAAACAAAUCAAAACAUAUUGAAGAAGUAAAGUGCUGCUGCAGUUUUUUUUUAACAUAGAUUAUUAUUUUUUUUUUUUUUUUGUUCUUUUGAAAAUUACUUUUCUUAUUUAGAAAAUUUAGUAAAAGAAAAACAACGGUAAUUUUUGCUUUAAACAACAAAACUCGAUAUAAAAAGGAAUUAUUAUUAAAAAAUUAUAUAGGAUUUAAUUUUUAUUCUUUUCUUGAAAAAAUCAAAAAAAAAAAAAAAAAAAAAAAAAAACAA
Molecule: messenger RNA, 4079 nt
Organism: Musca domestica (house fly)
Lineage: Eukaryota; Metazoa; Arthropoda; Insecta; Diptera; Muscidae
Product: AN1-type zinc finger protein 5-like
Exons: 4
Coding region: 853-1428 (191 amino acids)
Molecular function (GO): DNA binding; zinc ion binding
Source: RefSeq, a predicted model, not a curated record